GACAAUCUAUUGAUUUUUCCCUAAUGCAACCUUCCGCUGCAGCACAAAACGAUGGUGCAUGCACAGGUGGAAUUAGGCGCGUGCAGCCUAUUCCAAUCGAUAAUCAACAUCAACAUGCACACCACGGAGCCAGCAGCCAGUUGUAGGUGAACGAACAGUCUUUUCCCCAAUUAUUCUUUGGGCCGAUCGAAAAAAUCUAUUGCUUUACAAUCAUAAUCCUCUUGAGUAACGUUCAUUCUGACCAUUUUCCGACCGACCAUUUUUUUACUGCGGAAUAUAACGCAUGCCAAAACUUUGAAAUGUCCAAAUCUAAGCGAAAACUGGAACCGUUCGUCGCGAAGCAGGAAGCAGCACAAAUCCGAGAAAAUAUUCAGAAUUAUGCUGACAAAGAGACAAUGGAAGGUGUACUGGAAAGGCUGAGCAAUAUGAAAUGGCCACAACGGUUGGAAACCUGCCGGGAAUAUCGGGAAUUGGCAGGGAGAGAUCUUUUGCAAGAAUUACAAGCUUCAUCAGAACCGUCGCUCCAUGUGUUCAUUAAGGAAUUAUUAACGGACAGAAUUCUCGCCGAUGUGCAAGAGUUAAGCUUGUAUUUUCAGAAUGUGAAUUCUUACUACCGAGAGUUAGUGGAGUUUUUCUGCCUGCGAACAAACAUCGCAUUGGCGAUCGUUUCCACUGAAUACAACAAAAGUCAAGAUAUUUCCAUUGCGGAAGAGCUAGGAGAAGUUGAUGACGAAGCAGUCAAGACGCUUCUCUUGGGAAUAUGCAAAGGCGAAUUUAAUGAAAACGGAUACGCCCCCAAUGAGACCAACAUUAGGAAAGACGCUUUGCUGUUAGCCAAAGCCCCCAAGACAACACGCUGGACGUCACGUGAUGGAAAGCUGCAUCAAUUACUGCAGUCACGUUCUCAUGCAUAUAUUCGCGAUGUCAUUUAUGAUUUUGAAGAGGUGACCGGGGAGAACUUUCUCGAUGCCAUUGAAGCGGAGUGCAGCCACGCCUUUCUCGGCUGUAUGGAAACGUUCGACUUCGUGAUCAGUAGCACGCAACAUGUCUUCGCGAAAAAGUUGAUGCAAUGCUUUCUCGAUGGCAAUGUGGAAGAGUUGGUUAGGAUUUUCGUCAAUGUGAUCGAACAAGCCAAUGUUGCCGAAAUUGUUUCGUAUUAUAACGACAAAUAUGAGCGGGACUUUUUUGAUGACCUUGGAUCCGUAGUGGAAUUACCGCUGUUUGACGUUAUGAAGCGGGUGGUAGCGGGCCGUCAGAAGGAUGUCCCGAAGAAGACGCCGACGGAGAACGGUGCCACGCUCAAGCCAGGAAAACUCACACAGAACGGCACCUUAACUGCACCGUUUUCACGACCCAGCGGCUCCUCUUCGCAGAACAGCAGUAACGGCAACGACCAUGGAUCCGAUCGAGAGGGUUCUGGCCAUCCUAAUAAAUACAAAUUUUUUACACACGGCACCGUUUCUCCUUUAAAAACCUUUGACCCGUACCGGGAUAUCCAUGAUUUUCGGAUUGCAAUGCAGCAUUACGCUACCAAUGAUCUUCCAUUAAUUUAUCUAAUUUCUUCCAAGACCAAUCAUCAGCGUCAAGUACUGAAAUCGGUGUAUACCGAAGUCUUUGAUGCGGUCCUGAUCGAUGAUGUAAUGGAGACGGUCGGGGAUGAACUGGAUUACUUCAUGGCCGCUCUCCUUCUGCGGCCGGAUGAAUUCGAUGCCACCUUUCUGCACGAGCUAAUCGAAACCGGAAACGAGACCAGCUUUGCCUUACUGGAGAUCCUCUGCAGUAAGACCGUCAAGGAGCUCAAAGCUAUUGAUCAGCAAUAUAAAAAAAAAUAUGGAGUCCGCCUGUCGGCUGAUCUGGCCAAACAGCUGACGAGAAACAUCGAUGUUGUGCUCUUACUGUGUGAAUUGGCAGAGGCCAAACGUGUGGUCGGAUGGAAUGUGGAUCGAAUGGCAGCGGAAACCGAUGCCCGGGAAAUGUACCAGCAGUUUUACCGCGAUUCGCCGGAUAUUGACUACUUUGUACAAACAUUAACGGCACGCAGCCGAGAACAGCUAAGAGAGACGUUUCGAACAUUUCGCAAGUUCGCCGGAAUUGAUGUUCUUACCGCGCUAGAACCACUCUUUUCCACAGAAUUUGCCGAAGCCUUGCGUUUGUUAGUAUUGUGCGUGGAGGAUCGAGUCAGCUUCUUUGCAUACUGCCUCAAUGAAUACAUACAGAAUAAUGAUGUGCGGAAUUUAAUACGCUUGAUCGUAUCUCGAUCUGAGAUUGAUUUAGUUGAAAUAAAAGCGGCCUAUCAAGGAUUUUAUAACAUCACCUUACUCGACGAUCUCCGUCCCCUGCUGGAUAAUAAACCGUUCCGACUCAUGUCAGGAAUCGUUUUGGAUAAAUGAUGAAGUGUGUAUUACUAGAAGCAAUCUUAUCUCUUUGGUCGUGAGAUGUACAGAAAUAAAAAGACCAAACAAGCCAUCGGAAGAGGUCCAGUUAACACUUUUGAUA
Paramacrobiotus metropolitanus is the source of this 2496-nucleotide messenger RNA. Its product is annotated as annexin A6-like. The coding region runs from base 300 to 2390 and encodes 696 amino acids. The transcript has 20 exons. Gene Ontology annotation, molecular function: calcium-dependent phospholipid binding; calcium ion binding. Lineage: Eukaryota; Metazoa; Tardigrada; Eutardigrada; Parachela; Macrobiotidae. The record is from RefSeq and is a predicted model, not a curated record. Gene Ontology annotation, cellular component: cytoplasm.